Molecule: messenger RNA, 1074 nt
Organism: Aspergillus pseudotamarii
Lineage: Eukaryota; Fungi; Ascomycota; Eurotiomycetes; Eurotiales; Aspergillaceae
Product: bulb-type lectin domain-containing protein
Exons: 2
Coding region: 477-857 (126 amino acids)
Source: RefSeq, a predicted model, not a curated record
AUUUGGCAGAACAAAAUUUUGCCUCUUUGCACUGCCCGCCGAAGGCGUCACGGGUGUUGGCCAGUAAUACAGAGUACUAUGCGCAACAUUGCUUUCAACACAGUAGGCAACCGGGCCAAAUGUCCAACCCAGUUCUUUCAGGAAAGAAAGGUAAGCCGGCACCCACAGCAAACCCGACAUUACCUGAAAAUGGAGAAAUUAUUAUAGGUCUAUGAUGUUGAAAGACUUCAAAUCCCUAUUCUCUAGGCAGGCUGGUCAGGUGGUUUGCUACCUACCACAGUAAACAUUAGUGAGCACUCUGUAGCGUAACAGCCGAGGAUGAUUCUUAUAAUUCCGGGAUCCACCCUGAGUCAUUAGCAGAGAUGAGAAUAUAAAAACCCUCUCAUACUUACUUCCAUGUUCCGAGUCAUAGCCCAUGAAUUGAUCCCCUUCACACCCGGCAAAACCUCCACCACCUUCAUAAAUCCUCAGGCACCAUGUCAUUCUACAUUCUCUAUCCCGGUCACUGGCUUGAGCUAGGCCACAGCCUGAAAAGCAAGGACGGUACAGUCGAGUUUAGCGUGCAGUCCGAUGGCAGACUUGUUCUCUCCCACUCAGGCCAAUGUGUAUUUCAGACUGAACAGCGCAGCGACAUCAAGGGUCUUAAGAUGAAAAGGGAUGGAAACCUUUGUCUAUGUACCAAGCAUGGUAAAGUCAUCUGGCAGACCGACACCGCGUAUCCCAUAGGGGACCACAGCGUCUGCUGCUUCGUGCAGGAUGAUGGCAACGUCGUUCUCUACAGGGGUGAAAACACUAUUUGGUCCUCCCGCACCCCAAUAGAUCCUGAUCAUAUUUGCUCUAGCAGUUGCAGACCCUAGCGGUUUGGGGAAUAAUGACCCUCAGGAGGUGGUCUUCGUGUAAGGUCCCGUAUGUAGAUGAUAAUGCGGAGCAUACGAACUCCUGUGGUCUAGAUAUGUAUGAGUCAGCGUUCGACAUUUGCUUUAUGCCUUUAUAUGUGCUCAAUACACGAUUUAUUAGAUAACUGGCCGGUAAACGUAAAUAUAAAGGACCCUCGGAAAUAGCACGACACAGAAA